Messenger RNA from Pimephales promelas (fathead minnow), 2201 nucleotides. The record is from RefSeq and is a predicted model, not a curated record. NCBI's taxonomy places the organism in Eukaryota, Metazoa, Chordata, Actinopteri, Cypriniformes, Leuciscidae.
AUGACUGCAAGGGAAAAAAGAAAGAUCUUUCUCUGGUGUUCACAGGAGGAAAAGUCAGAUGCAAAGAAAGAUGAGGAGAAAAAGGAGGAGGAAAAGCCUGCUGAACCGGCUCCUGCUCCUGCUCCUGCUCCAGAGCCCCCUAAACCAGAGGCCAAAUCUGCAGAUCCAGCCAAUCCUGGAGCAGAAGCUGCAGAGGGUGAGGAAGGAGCACCUCCACCACCUACUCCACCCAUCGUCAUCAACAGAUACUCUGACGACCAGCUGCGAGAUGUUGUGAAGAAACUCCGCGAGAGGACGGAGCUUUAUAAGGAGAAAGUGAUUGACCCCUAUGCCUCGUCCCCAGAGCGCAGCCCACCCGUCACACCGGUUUAUCGAAAGGACGACUGGAACAGAAAGCAGGAAGCGGAGAGAAUACAGCGAGAAGAGGCUGAGCAGAAGAAAAAAGAGGAUGAUGCUAAGAGAGCUGCUGCGAAGAAAGAAAAAGAGGAGAAAGAAAAGAAGGAGAAAGAGGAAAAGCUGAAAGCUGAGAAGGAGCAGGCGGAUAAGGAGGAGGCCGAAGCUAUCUGCCCUAAAAUCAAAUGCACAUGCAUAGACACACUUCUCAAACCUUUCGAAGACAAGAUGGACUCAUAUUUGGGGACAACCAUUGACCCUUUCACAGAUCGGCGGUAUAUUAAAUGGCUUUGUGUCGUCACCAUCGCUUUCAACUAUAAUGUUUGGCUCGCCACGGCACGUUUGUGUUUCCCGUACCACACGCCUGAGUCAAUCCCCUUCUGGAUCUUUUUCGAUGUCCUGGCAGACCUGGUGAACAUCAUAGACAUCACCAUGUUUCAGACACGCUUACAGUUUGUGAAAGCAGGAGACAUCAUAAAAGACAGAAUAAUGACAAAACAGAACUACAGAGAAUCUACCAGAUAUCAGACAGACCUGAUAAGCAUCAUACCAUUCGACUUGCUGUGUUUCCACUUUGGGUUUAACUCAUUCUUUAGGAUGAACCGUUUUUUUCGGUAUCAAUCCUUUUUUGAGUUCAGCGAUCGUCUGGAAAGCAUCAUGACUAAGGCGUAUAUCUGGAGAGUUGGACGCACUACUGGAUAUCUGCUCUACUGCCUCCAUAUCAACGCCUGCCUUUACUAUGUAGCAUCCGAAUACGAGGGGCUGGGCAGCACGAAAUGGACAUAUAAUGGAAAAGGAAAUGCGUAUCUCCGCUGUUAUUAUUUUGCUACGCGUACGCUGAUCACUAUCGGAGGUCUUCCUGAGCCCCACACACUCUUCGAGAUCAUCUUCCAGCUGGUGAACUUCUUCACGGGAGUCUUCGUCUUCUCUAGCUUGAUUGGACAGAUGAGAGAUGUCAUUGGAGCGGCUACGGCGGGUCAGACCUACUUCCGCGCUUCCAUGGACUGCUGUGUGGCGUAUAUGAACACCUACACCAUUCCAAAACUGGUGCAGAACAGAGUACGCACCUGGUACAACUACACCUGGGAUUCCCAGGGCAUGCUGGAUGAGUCUGAGCUACUGGAACAGAUGCCUCUGGUGAUGAGAACAGCCAUCGCUGUGGAUAUCAACCUCGCCACCUUCCAGAAGAUCGACCUCUUCAAGGGCUGUGACAACCAGAUGCUUGUGGACAUGUUAUUACGUCUGAAAUCCAUUGUGUACCUGCCAGGAGACUUUGUGUGCAAGAAGGGUGACAUUGGGAGAGAAAUGUACAUUAUUAAGGCCGGAGCGGUGCAGGUCAUCGGUGGGCCGGACAAUAAGAUUGUGUUCGUGACAUUAAAAGCAGGCUGUGUGUUCGGGGAGAUCAGUCUCUUACAGUCAGCAAAAGAUGGAGGCAACAGAAGGACAGCAAAUGUAGCGGCUCAUGGAUUCGCUAACCUCUUCGUACUGGAUAAGAAAGAUCUCAAUGACAUCCUGGUCCACUAUCCCGAGUCUCAGAAGGUGCUGGCCAAGAAGGGACGGAAACUGAUGAAGGCCAAAGGUAAAACUGCUCCUGUAAAAGAUGAAGGAGAAAGGAAGAAAGGACUGGCUAUGUUCGGAGCAAAACCUCCCACUCCCAAAAUGUUACGUGCUUUUGGAGGCUUCGGGAAAGGAGGUUUUCUGGAGAAACUCAAGGCUCAAGCAGCAGCAGAAAAAAACGGAUAAGAAAUCCAUCCAUCCAUCCAUCCAUCCAUGAAUUGCAUCUAUCUAUCUAUCUAUCUAUCUAUCUA